AUGCGACUGAAUCAGAAUUUUGUCAAGAAUGCACAGCACUUGACGGCAGACUACUGCCGGCAAAAUCGGAAGCUUAUUUUGGCCUGCGACAUGGACGAGACCCUUCUUACUGAAUCUGAUGACGAACAACACGUGAUCAUACGGCCAAAGGCCCUCUACAUGCUCAAAAACCUCCGAGUUUACUACGAACUCUGCCUAAUUACCUACUCCACCAGAGACCGAGCUAGACAGAUCCUGAAUAUGCGCCUUGAUCCAAAUGGCAAGCUAUUUAAUGGUAGGGUUCUUUGCCGGGAGGAUGUAAUGGCCGGAUUUACCAAUAAGCAGGAGGCCUUUUUUGCGCACCUCCCACAGGACCAUCGAAGAACUCGUGUCACUAAGGUGAGACAGGGUCUUCACGGGGGGACAAUUCGUCCCCCAGCCUGGCCCUAUGUCGUCAUCCUGGACGAUUUCCCGGCCGCGUGGUCAAACCUUGCCAGUUGUAUACCAAUAAGGCCGUUCUUUGUUGGUGCAGCCGCAGUUACUGCGGUUUCUGGAAGACCCAUGCCAAAGCUUCUUGCCGGUGAAUGCGGUUACGUAUUGAGCGUGCACAGAUUUCUCUGUAAAAUUCAUGCUAUCGUUUUCCCCAAACACAGUAUUCAGAGUCUGCCCUCAAAUGAAACAGCUCAGACUGCAGCAGAUGGGCAAAAGAGGGAGAAGAAACCGCUGGUCAAAACGAAAACAACUACGUCGCCGACCGCCUAUGCAACUCUUCUCAAUUUGCGUCGACGUAUAAACUCAAAUCAACGAUUUCGGAAUCUCUGUUACCUAGAUCCUGGCCAUAUGCUUAACCUUGACACUAAGCCUGUUGGUGGUUAUGGAGAACGUAGAGUUCAGUCGCUGUAUGCCCAACGCAUACCAAUUUCCUCGUUUGAGAGAAAACUUACGUGA
Molecule: messenger RNA, 927 nt
Organism: Dibothriocephalus latus
Lineage: Eukaryota; Metazoa; Platyhelminthes; Cestoda; Diphyllobothriidea; Diphyllobothriidae
Source: the annotation of a GenBank genome assembly